GUCAGCGAACGCGCGACGUCUCUCCCUACCGGGCGCCGCGAAAGGGAGUCAGGCGUCGCUCCCGGAAGGGUGAAGCGGGGGAGGGAGACCGAGCUGCUGCUGCCGCCGGAGAGGUAAGGAGCCGGUGGGCGCGCGGCGGGGGUCGCGGCGCAGGUGCGCCUGAGGGGGGUCCGCGCGGCGUCUGCUUUCCUCCUCCCGGGGUGGGCCGCCCGCGGCUGUGGGCGCUGAGGGGUCGUGUAAAAUCUCCCCACCUGUGGUGAAUUUGUUGGGUUGUUGUUUUUUAAGAGGUGCCGGGGCUUGAGCCUCAUCCCUGCGACUUAAUUCCAGGUGUGUGGAAUCCGGCUGUGAUCCCUUUUCCGAAAGGGCAAGGCCGUGUAUGUGCGCAUGUAUUUACAUUUGCUAGUUUCCGUUGACCUAGUCCUAAUAGUUGAAGAAAUUUUUUAAAGGACUUUGCCCUUUUCUAGAGGGCUCGUCUCUAUUUCGUCGGUCCCGGGAUUGCGCUCUGUCGUUAGAAACUGGCCGCGGAGCUCUCCUUCACGCGGAGUGCUGCCUGCUUUUAAUGGCAUUUCGGUUUGCUUCCUACCCUCUCUCUUAGGCCUCUGCCUGUACCAGAUACUCGAAUGGCAAAUUAUUCAGCUUCACUGUGCUUCCCUGAGGAUAAAUGGGGAUUGAUGCACAGAGCUUCCAUUGCUGCCCAGUGUCUUGCUGUGGCUGCCUUGUAACUUAAGAAGAAUUUCCCACCUGCAUAUGAAACUCCUGGGUGUAAGGAAUAACUGCUGUGGUAGAAUUAGAAAAGCCACUUUGCUCUGGGGACCUUAGGCAGCCUUCAAAAUAAAUAAAACUUGGCUAGCAACACGCUAACUGGCUCAACAUUUUGGGAAAGUUGAAAUUUUUAAUUGACUUCUUGUGCUUUGUUCCCCUAGAUACUGAAGGUUGAAGUGCAUGACCAGAACUGAAUUUAAACAAUGAGUGAGCCGGAGCUGUUGUUGGACUCUAAUAUUCGAUUAUGGGUGGUUCUCCCAAUCGUCUUCAUAACCUUCUUUGUGGGGAUGAUUCGUCACUAUGUAUCCAUCCUUCUCCAAAGUGACAAAAAACUCACCCAGGAGCAAGUAUCUGACAGGUAAAAGAUGCUUGCAACUGAAAACUGGGCAUCGUCACUUAUACUAAUAAUUGUCAACUAUAGAGAUUGAUGACAAUACUUUAUGGUAGCACAUAGGCUUACUGAACUGCAGUAGGUGGGUUAUAUCUUGCUGUGUACGUAUUUGGGAAUACUUCUAAACCCGGCUUUGUGGCUGGAAAUCUAGAUAGCAGGUAGGUUUGGGGUGUUUUCGGGAAAUGAGGCCUGGUCUUUGUAUAUUUGCAAAGAAGAAUGCACAAGAUAGACUAGAAAAAGUGGAGCCUAGCUCCUGGAUCCUGUCAGCUGGGCUGAAUAAAAUCCCCAAGAUUAUCUUUUUUUUUUAAAUAGUAUUUAUUAGGGUUUUAAGUUUACAAAAAGGCAAAAGAAAACACACCAAAUUAAACAAUGACAAAACAACACAUCACAAUAAAAAAACAUAAAGAUAGAAACAAUUUAAAAAAACCAAAAAAAAUCAAACCUUCCCAUAACUUAUCUUUCAUUUGCUUGUUUCCCUGACCUCCUCACACCUCCCUUUUUUGUAUUAUAAGUCAAUUAUCCAUUUCAGCAAAUCCUUUCCCUCUCUUCAAAAUUUUUGUCCUGAAAAUUUAUCUUGAUCUUAAUAUAAAUUUACUUUCCCUCUUUUCACCAAUUAACAGUCUAUUUUUCUUAAAUCUUUGUUACAUUUUUGCUAAAAUCACAUAGAUUCAUUCCAACAUCAUUCUAACAUUCAUUAAUUUUACAAUGUUUCUGUAAAUAGUCUUUAAAUUUCUUCCAAUCUUCCUCCACCGACGCUUCUCCCUGGUCUCGGAUUCUGCUAGUCAUUUCCGCCAGUUCCAUAUAGUCUAUCACCUUCAUCUGCCAUUCUUCCAGAGUGGGUAGAUCUUGUGUCUUCCAAUACUUUGCAAUAAGUAUUCUUGCUGCUGUUGUGGCAUACAUAAAGAAAGUUCUGUCCUUCUUUGGCACCAAUUGGCCGACCAUGCCCAGGAGAAAGGCCUCUGGUUUCUUCCCUGGAUUAUCAUACUUAAUCUUAAAAAUGGUGAAAAUUCAAAACACACUGUUAUUUGUAAUAUUUGUAAUACUCAGAUUCCUAAAUUUCAUUUUGACUGUUUUUGCUUUUUAGAUUUUAAUUUCUCUCUUUAGUCCUUAUAUGGACUUUUUCCAGCUUUUCUUCUAUAAAUAUGUAUAUCUUUCUUCAGAUUGUUUCUAGUCACAUAGACGAUAGCAAGGGACUAGUGGUGAUGGUGGAAGGGGAUAAGAAAACAGUUAUUAAAAAUCGCAAGGCUAAUGUGAUUGAAAAUAUCUGUGCUUUUCAAGUAGAUUUUGUCAUGUUCUAUGACUGUUCACUUCUUUAUGGUUUUACAAUAUGGAGAUAAUAUAGGGAAAUAUAUGUACACUAUAAUGUUUCCCCACAGCAAAUGCAUGGAUUGAAUAUUUGUAUUUUUCUACCCUGAUUUCUUGUUAAAAAAGGGGGGGGGGUUCCCCACAAUGGCUGUCUGGUCAAUAACUGCUUGUACACUUCAGAUAUUUAUGAGCAGCCCUGUGUUUUCUUCAUGGAGCAUUUUUGUGUUUCAAAAAAGAAGUAUAUGAAGCAGCCCUCUAUGGCAAGGAAUGAAACUGUUGCCCUUACUGGAUUAAUAUCUAGUAUUAGUUCCCAAAUCAGUUCUUGCUGUUCUUGAAAUCUUGCUCAACACAUGUUUUUAAACUAUGAAAGAUAAUAGAUAUUUAUAUGAAAGAACUGUGUGAAUAUCGCUAACUUGUUGGGAGGCUCUUGGUUGUAUUUUGCAUCAAUGUCACAUGCAGUGUUCGUGCAGGAAUAUUUUUCUGUCUUCCUCCUUAUUCUCUUCUUCUAUUUCAUAUGUAUGAUAAUGGCUUUCUUUCUUUCAGUCAAGUUCUGAUUCGAAGCAGAGUUCUCAGAGAAAAUGGAAAGUACAUUCCAAAGCAGGUACGUUUCCAUUUGUGUCAGAAUUUAAAAACAAGAGGAAGAGGAAACCUUAAUUGUUCCAAGAUUUGGAAUGUUGUCUUCAUAAGGAUCUAAAAUGCACAUUGUAAGCACAUUUGUGGAGUAGACCCAGUCAUUUCUGUUACUAUUAAUAUGCAGCAAUAUACAUCCAAGACAGUGGGGUUUCCAUCAUUCUAAUUUGCUGUUAUGUUGCAAAAUUGGAUCUAUUACUGUUUUAAAAUAUAGUUACUAAGAUCAGCAUACUUAGACCAGAUUAAACUAAUGUUAAUUGCAGCAGUUAAAAUGUUAAUGGUUAGAAUGAAUCUGGGACAUCCUGUCAAUCCAAGGGGGGAAAUCCCUAUCAAAUUAAAGUGGCUCAUAACAGACACAAGCUAGCAGACUUCAGAGCUUGCAUAGUUCCCUGAUAAUCCAACCUCAGCCUUUGUCUAAAUGCGUCUUUUGGAGACCUACUGUCAGGGAACUGCCAUCGGACGGAAGGGAGGUGAAAGGGCUCACACAGGUUGGGAGAGACGCAGCAGCUGAAGAGGGAACCAACAGGGAGGUGAAAGGGCUCACACAGGUUGGGAGAGACGCAGCAGCUGAAGAGGGAACCAGCAGGGGAGAGGAGCUGAGCUGGAGGGAUGGCUCAGAGACACUUCCAGCGAAAACAGUGGGGAGGUUUCAGGACCUCCUGUAAGAACACCCACUCCUCGCCGGAAACUGUCACGCAGAGAUUCCAGAAGACGUGUUUCCGUUAAGGAGCUUUUAUGUUGGAAGCGAUUACGAAAGCAACCACUGUCGGAAUCUGCUAGUGACUAGAGUAGCCAUGUCUGAGGGGCUCCGUCACAGACAGAGGUUUGUGGACUUGAACAAACUCUGAGGGGAUACGAUUUUACGCACAAGCAGCUCAUCAUCCCAUCACAGCAUUCCGACAGUCUUUGAAAGCAGCUUGUGCAGGAGAAGGCAUCAUGAGCAACCCAGCAGGAACCGGAGAAGCAGGAGCUGGAGCGGGUCCAAGCCUGGAAGAAAGGUACCAGAUGUUGGAGGUCCAGCUAGCGAUGCAGACGGCGAGGCUUGAGGAGAGGAGGGCUCAGGAUGCAGACAAAGGGGAAAGCCACCCAGGGCGCCAGAAAGGUACCAGGAAUGCUGCAGACGAUGGGGGGGGAGCCCAAAAACUAUCAGGGUUUUCGGACAGAAAUGCAAUAUGCCCUCAAUCUGCAGUUUGAUGAAUUCCCUGACGAGGAAUCACGAGUGGCUUUCGUGAUUGAGCAUCUUGAAAAGGUGGCGAGAGACUGGGUUAGACCCCUGAUGGCAGCGAAUAGUGACGUCUUAAAGGACACGAUGAAGUUCUUUCGCGCCAUGGAUCUGAUGUUUUCCAGCGAUAUUGAAAAGGGAGUGGUGCGCAGACAGUUAAUGGGUUGCAAACAGGGAGCCGAUCUGUCCGUGAGUACUGGACUGAGUUCACCAUGCUUGUUCACAGAUUGGGGUGGGACUUAUCGGCGGAACCCAUUCAAAUGCUCUUUGAAGAAGGGCUUUCUUCGGCUGUGAAAGACGAACUUUCCCGGGCGCCCAGGGCGGAGUCUAUGGACCAGCUGACCAAAUCAGCGCUGGCCAUAGGAGGCGCGCCAGGAGGCGAGAGCAUUGGAGAGGCGGGAAGGGAAGGGGAACGUUGGAAGGAGUUCCGCAUUCCAGACAUUCCAGAGCCAACUUUCCCACCGGCAGAGCCGAUGGAAAUCGGAACAGCGCGCGCGCGCAGUUUCAAAGCCCAGUGAGGGGGCAAAGAAGGAGGGAAAGGCGCCCGGAAAUGCUAUCUCUGCCAACAGCCAGGUCACUUUGCCAGAGUCUGCCCCCAGAGGAAAGAAUGGCAAGGGAUGGUAGGAGCUGUGGAUGGAAGAGAGGAAGAAAUACCGGAGCAAGUAAAGCCAACGCCUGGCUGCCACUGUCAGGGCACAGCAGCCAGGCCAAAGAGCAGUGAGAGUGCCCACGCCAGAACCUCCUAAACCCGCCCUAGUGAUAGAAGUGACGCUAGAGCUGCCAAACGGACACCCUCUAAAGAUAAAGGCGCUGUUGGACUCAGGCAGCUCCUGCAAUUUCAUGAGCAAAGAGUUUGCAGCUGAACACCAGAUACAGACAAUCCCUUUAAGCAGCCCCCUGCAGGUGACCACGAUCGAUGGCAGGGAGCUGUUGGGUGGAGAAGUCAGCUUGCAGACCGUCCCAAUGAUAAUGAAGGUAGCAAGGCACACCGAACUGAUAGCUUUUAAUGUGGCCACCUUGGGAGGAGCUCCCAUUAUAUUGGGGAUGAGCUGGCUAGCGUUACAUGAUCCGCUGGUGGGCUGGCAUCAGAGAGUGGUUUCUUUUGGUUCAGCACAUUGCUUAGAACACUGCAAAGAGGGAAAGGGUUUGGCAGGGGUCCAAGCCACCCUAGCAGGGACUGAAGUAACAGAGAACGUGAAGGUACCACGACAAUAUGCAGAUCUCCGUGACGUCUUCAGCGAAAGGGAAGCUGACCAACUACCCCCGCAUAGACCCUUUGACUGUCAAAUCAACUUACUCCCUGGAGCACAGCUCCCUGUAGGCAAGCUGUACGCCAUGUCAGACAGAGAGAUGCAGGAGUUAAGAGAGUUCAUUGACAAGAACCUGAAGAGAGGGUUCAUCAGAGAGUCCAGGGCGGUGGGGGCAGCCCAGUGUUUUUGUGGAUAAGAAAAACACGAACAAGCCGAGGCUGGUGUGUGACUUCAGGGCCUUAAAUGCAGUGUCAGAACCAGUAGCCUUCCCUAUGCCCAGGAUUGACGACAUUUUGACAAGGGUGCGGAAGGGAAAGAUUUUCACAAAGCUGGACCUAAGGGGGGCGUACAACCUGGUACGAAUAAGGAAGGGGGAUGAAUGGAAAACCACUAUGUUCACCCCUUUAGGGGCAUUUGAAUAUUUGGUUAUGCCCUUCGGCCUACAAGCAGGCUCCGCAACAUUUCAAUCGUUUAUGAACCACGUCCUGGGGCCUUUGCUUUACAAGAAUUGUGUGGCCUUUUUAGACGACGUGUUGGUGUAUUCUGAGAAUGAGGAGCAGCAUGUGAGAGACGUCAGAGAAGUGUUGAGCAGGCUGCAAGCCAACCAGCUGUGGGUGAAACUGGAGAAGUGUCAGUUUCAUACCAAGGAGGUGGAAUUCCUGGGGUAUCGCCUGUCAGACAAGGGAUUGGCCAUGGAUCCCGGCAAGGUCCAGGCGGUGCUGGAAUGGAAAACACCCAAAACAAAGAAGGAUGUGCAGAGGUUCCUAGGAUUUGGGAACUUCUAUCGUAAGUUCAUCCGAAACUUUGCCCACCUGACGGCGCCCAUUACGGACUGUCUCAGCAGUAAGAAGAAGUUCGUGUGGACUGAGGAGGCGGAGCGAGCAUUUGAGGAACUAAAAAGGGCCUUCGCCUCGGAACAACAACUCCUGCAUGUGGAUUUACAAAAACCGAUGAGAGUGGAAACUGACGCAUCAGACAGAGCGAUUGGGGCGGUGCUUCUGCAGCCAGGCAAGAAGGGGUCAGAGUGGAGACCGUGUGCCUUUUUCGCGAAAGCUGAACAAAUCCGAGAGGAACUACACGGUGUAUGACCGAGAACUACUAGCCAUUCAUGAGGCGUUCCGGAGAUGGAGGCACCUGCUAAUUGGCGCACAACAUAAGGUGCAAGUGUGCACUGACCACAAGAACCUAGAGUAUUGGAGGACGGCACGAGUGCUCAACCAACGGCAAGUGAGAUGGGCCCAGGAGUUCUCCAAAUUUAACUUUGAGAUUAGUUACGUGCCAGGCCCAGAGAACAUUAGGGCGGACGCUCUCUCACGCAAACCUGAAUAUUUGGAGGAGGGGGCACCCGAAGAGAGACAUGUCAUUCCAGAAGACCGCUGGGUGUGUGGGGCGGCAUUGGUGGGACAAAGAGAACUGGUAGAGGAAACAGAGAAUGAUGAAUACGCCCAGAAUAAGCUCAGAGGUCUUAGGGGUGAUGGAGAGGAACCAGGGGUUUCGAGGAAAGAAAUGGAGCUUUGUAUUACAAAGGGGCACUGUAUAUCCCUGAAGGAGAGUUAAGGGGAGGGUACUCAAGCAGUUGCACGACAGCCCUACGGCGGGGCAUUUUGGACAACACAAAACCAUGUGGUUGGUCACCAGGGAAUUUUGGUGGCCUAAGGUGAGGGAAGAUGUACGUGAGUAUGUAAGAGGGUGCGAGCAAUGCCAGCGAGCCAAAGGGGAAAGGCGGGCGCCGGCGGGGCUAUUAGAACCCUUACCAACCCCAGAACGACCUUGGGAGGCAGUGUCGAUAGAUUUUAUGACUGAUCUGCCGAAGUCCAAAGGGAAAACAGCCAUCAUGGUGGUGGUAGACCUACUAACAAAGAUGUGCCACUUUGUAGCUUGCUCGCAUGCAGUCACGGCGGAAGAGACAGCGAAGUUAUUUGUAGAAAACAUUUUUAGGUUGCACGGGGUGCCAUUGAGGGUGGUCUCAGACCGAGGAAAACAAUUUACUUCCAGGUUCUGGAGGAAGCUCAUGAGCUUACUGCAGGUGGAGGUCAAUUUUUCGACUGCCCGGCACCCUGAAACCAACGGGCAGGCGGAAAGAGCAAACGGUGUCCUCCAGCAAUACCUGAGGUGUUAUGUCAAUGACAGAGAGAAUGACUGGGUAGAAAAGUUGGCGCUGGCGGAAUUUGCCUACAACAAUGCCGAGAAUGUGUCCACAGGGAUGAGCCCCUUCUUGGCUAAUUAUGGGUGUCAUCCCAGGGCUUUCCCAGGGGAGAGGGGAGAGAUGGAGCGUCCCGGCAGCCGAGCAUUUUGUGGAAGAAAUGGAAGCAAUCCAUCGUCAGCUCCAACUCAACUUAGAAAGGGCGAAGGAAGAAUACAAGAGGCAGGCAGACAAGAACCGAAGGGAAGGUGAAACCAUAAGGGUGGGAGAUAGGGUGUGGCUGUCAACCCAAGGGUUGCCGUUCAAAGGAGGUUGUAAGAAAUUAAGACCCAGGAGGUUGGGUCCCUUUGAGGUCAUUCAACAGGUCAACCCAGUGGCUUUCAGGCUCCGGUUACCCAACCACAUGAAACUGCACCCAGUAUUUCACAGGUCGUUACUGUCACCGUACGAAGGGGACGAGAAGGGCUGGCCACUCGGGGACCGGUCGUAGAAGAAGAGAAUGCAGCAGCCAUGUGGCAGAAAUCCUCGACGCCAGGUGGAAGGGGGAUCAGGUGGAGUAUUUGGUAGCGUGGGAAGGAGAACCGGAGUCAGAAAACACUUGGGUAAUGGCUGAAGAUAUCAAUGACGAGGUAUUGAUAGAAACGUUCCAUCAAAGGUUCCCAAGGAAACCUCAGCCUGUGGAGAGGUUCCGGAGGGAAUACUUUGGGACCACUGAUGAAGGGGAGGAGUUGGAAGGAUUCCCGGACUCGGAAGGGGAAGGGAGAUGGACUCUGAGGAGGAGGUGUACUUCGAGACCAGGAACCGCAACAGGUUGAGAGAAGUGUUCGAGACAUCGGAAGAUGAAGGAAGUUCAUUCCGGGGUUUUGCCUCCUCACCGCCCGUAGAGGAGGGGGCGAGGGGGGUGAAGGGGGCCCUGGAGGGGAGGUGGAUGUCAGGGAACUGCCAUCGGACGGAAGGGAGGUGAAAGGGCUCACACAGGUUGGGAGAGACGCAGCAGCUGAAGAGGAACCAACAGGGAGGUGAAAGGGCUCACACAGGUUGGGAGAGACGCAGCAGCUGAAGAAGGAACCAGCAGGGGGAGAGGAGCUGAGCUGGAGGGAUGGCUCAGAGACACUUCCAGCGAAAACAGUGGGGAGGUUUCAGGACCUCCUGUAAGAACACCCACUCCUCGCCGGAAACUGUCACGCAGAGAUUCCAGAAGACGUGUUUCCGUUAAGGAGCUUUUAUGUUGGAAGCGAUUACGAAAGCAACCACUGUCGGAAUCUGCUAGUGACUAGAGUAGCCAUGUCUGAGGGGCUCCGUCACAGACAGAGGUUUGUGGACUUGAACAAACUCUGAGGGGAUACGAUUUUACGCACAAGCAGCUCAUCAUCCCAUCACACCUACUUUGUUUCUACGUCACAUACUUUAAGUUUUUUUUAAUGCAUAGCACUAAAAAAAUAAUGUGAGCAUCAUAUGGCUUUCAGUAUAAUUUUGUCUUUGCAUCUUAUCAAAAUUAUGAGUAUACUAGACGGAGGAAAUUAUUUGUAUUGCCACUAAUCUUUUUGGGAAUGUGUAACAUGAUUAUCUGGAAAAAUGUUUGGCUACAUCUCUGUUUAUAUCACAAGUGCCUAAACCAGGGGUCUGCAACCUUUAAGACAAAAAGAGCCACUUGGACCCGUUUUCGAAGAAAAAACAAACUGGGAGCCGCAAAACAAGCCAAAUGUUAAAUAACCACACAUUCUUCCCCUUCCCCCAUUCUCUCUCUUUUCCCUGAGUCUAUUUCAGAUAGCAAAGAGGGGUAUGGUACCUCUCAUAUCCAUUUUUUGCAAAGCACCAUGUGCAUAGAGGGCAUUAUACAAAUUAAUACAUAGAAAAGUGUCUGUCCCUUCCUGCAGUUCAACUCCCUCUCUUUUUACUAACAGCACAUAUCCAUUCCUUCUGCUGGUGCAACUUUCUCAUCAUUUCUACAUAGCAGCAUUUAUAAACCAGUGCCAGAGAAACUGGGUGAAAGGAAGGUGAGAGGGAAGAGAUAUGAAUAUUUAUGUGUGUAUAUGUAUACAUACAUACACCUACACAAUUACAGGUUUGAAGCCAACUUAAAAUAAAAAGAGCUGGUAAGCAAAGGAAUCUGUGGUGAUUUCCAUGGGAUCCGGGGACAUGUCAGCUAAUACUCUUCCCUUUCUUCAUUUGCUUGUCUCUGCAGCAAAUCUCGAGAGGGAAGGGAGAAGGGCAGGAAUUGCAUAGGCACGAGAGAACAGGGGAAAUCCCGCAUGCAGGAUUUUGGUGCCUAACAGCCCCCCCUCCCUCUGCAAUUGCUCUCGUGCUCCCCCGCCUCUCCUGCUGGCUACCUCUGGACCCCCUCCUCGUCACUGACGUAAUUCACCCCUUCCUCCCUGACAGGGAGGGCGGGCCCAUUUUGUGGUUCACCUCAGGUGCUCUCCCUCAACUCGGCGGCCACUCAGAAGCAAGGCACGGAAAAGGAUCCCGAAGCACCACCGCCACCCCUCUCUCUCUCUCUCUCUCUCUCACUCACACACACACACACACACACACACACAAACCCCGCCCCGCCAUUUCCCUCGAGCGUGCGCUCUCUCUCUCUCCCUCGCCUAAGGUGCCUCGCGUGCGGGGCUGAGGAGAGCGUGGCCUGGGUGGGUGGCUCUCGACGUCAAGCGGCGCAGCGCACGGGGCCUGAGGGCGGGCUGCCGCGACGGUGAAAGGGAGCGCGCCUGCGUGUGGACGCGCCUGUGUGUGGCAGGUGCCGGCGGUGGCAGUGGCAGCAGUGUCCACCUGAGGGGAGAACCGCCGCUGCGCCCUGGCGCGCCUUCCUGCCGCCGCCCUCCUCCUCUUCUUCCUCGCUCCCUGCACCAUGAGGGAAGAGGCGCCCUGGAGCCGCGGCAAAGGUUUAAAGGAGCCACAUGCGGCUCCGGAGCCGCAGGUUGCCGACCCCUGGCCUAAACUAUGUCACAGGCAAAGAUACUUGAAAAAAUUAAAGGAGGCUAUGCAUUGCCACAGUUUCCAUUGAAACCUGGAAAUAUUUGGAAAAGCAGGGUAGGUCAUUUGCAGGGUAAAUGUCUGUCAUCCUUAUUGCAAGCUCUUCUACAGAGAAAUAACCUGUGCUUAAUUUUGAAGCCUUGCGUCCACUUCUUUCAUCAUUAGAACUUGUUUUUCUUUUUUUAGUCCUUUCUGACACGGAAGUAUUACUUCAAUAAUCCAGAUGAUGGGUUCUUUAAGAAAACUAAAAGGAAGGUAGUGCCACCUUCCCCAAUGACAGGUAAGUAAGAAGGCUUCCUAAGAGUUUGUUAUAUUCUAAAACAUGAGCAAUAGAGUAGUAAUCAGUGUUCAAAACUCCCAUUGUUCUAGGCGCAUUUUGCGACAGGGCAUUUCAUUAGCAUGAGCAGCUUCUGAGCUCUGGGUGCAGUACUGCGCCUAAGAUUUCAGAUUAAAACUGCAGAAUGGAAGAAAAGGAGGACCUUUUUCUGCCUCCCCACUUCCAGCUACUCUCUGAAGAGGCCCUCUUAAGAGUAUUAGGGGGUUGGGCAGAGGAAGGAUUAGACCAUGUGAAAAAUGAACAUAAUAUUUUAACUGCAGUUCAUUCAUUUUCAGCUUUGUAUUAUUUGUAUUAUUGUUAUAAAAAAGCGUGCCUAGACAUAACCUAGGUUUAAGGUGCCAUUUAGCUCCUAGCUUUCAUAUCACAGUUUCUAACACUGGUAGUAAUAGGAACAUCUGAUUUGCUUUUGUGCUUAGCAGCAGCCACUAAUUCUAAAGUCUACCUAGUUCUCUCAUAAAAUAGCCCAGAUAUACUUAAAGUCAAAUUAAAUAGCAAAUUAAAGACUAAACCAGGGUGAUCUCUUCAAUCAUGCUAAGGAGGUUUCCUUUGUUUUUAAAGUAGUAUACCCAAACUUCAGAAAUCCAUGGGUGUGUAGGCUGUCAAUUGUGUGGUCACUUUAACUGCAUUUGCUUUGCAGAUCCUACUAUGCUGACAGAUAUGAUGAAAGGGAAUGUAACAAAUGUACUUCCUAUGAUUCUUAUUGGAGGCUGGAUCAACAUGACCUUCUCUGGUUUUGUCACAAGUAAGUGUCAGGCCUGAUGCUUCUAAAAUCCCAAAUUUAAUCAGCGUUUUCAUUAGCUGAGUGUUCAUGUUCCCUGUCACAGGUUUUAAGCUCCUUGUGAGACAAAUUUCCCUUCAGUUAGUGUUUUAUGGUGCUUUGUAAUAAUCAUAAUUGUUUCUGACCAUAUUUUUAUUUUUUACAGCAAAAGUCCCCUUUCCUUUGACGCUUCGUUUUAAACCAAUGCUACAGCAGGGUAUUGAGUUGCUUACUUUGGAUGCAUCCUGGUAAGAAUCCUUCACUGUGCUUCAAUCAAUCUUUGUCUAUCUAAAACUGUGAAAGUUACAGCAGUGUUGGGAAUUUGGGCAUUUGUGCAUUUGUUUAAAUGACACUCAGUUUCUUUGGUUUGUUAGGGUUAGCUCUGCUUCUUGGUAUUUUCUGAAUGUGUUUGGACUUCGAAGCAUUUAUACCCUCAUUCUUGGUCAAGAUAAUGGUAAGAAACUGCUAUUUAUGUAAAAGUAAGAGUGAUUCUUGAUUUAUUAAAUGUGUCAAACUAUGCUUAAAUGUUUCUUAGGAAUUUUGACCUAGUUACUAAUAUUAGUAAAUUGUAAGAAUUUCCAGCAAUAAUAGACAAAAAUCUUGUCUUCAGCUUAUUAAGACUGAAGAAAGUUAAGCAUACCUGGCUGAGACCUCAUACCUUUUUCGGCCUAACUUGUAAAAUACAAGGGAGAUAUUUUGCUGUCUACCUCAGCACAGCACUAUAAUGCUCACAUUCUUAAUUUUUCCCAGCUUUGAUAGUAUUGCUACUGUUAUAUAGAGUCACACAAGUCACUCUUUCAUAUUUACAGCUGCCGAUCAGUCCAGAGUAAUGCAGGAGCAGAUGACAGGGGCGGCAAUGGCCAUGCCUGCAGAUACUAAUAAAGCAUUCAAGGUAUGAGGCUUCUGUUCCAGUUGCUGAAACGAGCUGCUCUAGUUUCAUAUAGCCUUGCUUCUAUUCCUUGAAUGCACAGAAAAAAUACUUCAAAGGAUUAAAACCUGCAAAAAAUGAUGGUCUUAAAUAUCUGUUUAUUGAAUGUAUGCUAAAUAAAUGUUGUACCUUAUAGGAGUGUGUUUGGAAACCCCUAUUCUAUUGUAAUCUUUUCAUGCCGCUUUAGGGUAGAUAAAACGUCCAUUCAUCAGGAAACACUAGAUGAGAAGAUCAGUAAUCGUGGAGAAGCUUAGUCAAAAGAAGUGCCCAUUAUUACCAGUGCAUAGCCGGGGGGUAUGGGUGGGGUCCUUGGAAGACAAAAUGGUAAAGUAAGAGUGUCCAGGGGGUAGAAAGUUUGAAAACCUAUGCAUUAAAAUAUACCGUAUUCUAGUUGAUGACCUGUAUGGAGAAGAUACCGUAUUUUUCGCCCUAUAGGACGCACUUUUUCCUCUCCAAAAAUGAAGGGGAAAUGUGUGUGCGUCCUAUGGGGCGAAUGCAGGCUUUCGUUCGCUGAAGCCUGGAGAGUGAGAGGGGUCAGUGCGCACCGACCCCUCUCGCUCUCCAGGCUUCAGGAAGCUCUGCGCAACCCUUGGGAGACCGGCGCAACUUCGCGCCGGGCUCCCAAGGGUUGCGCAGAGCAGCCUGCACUCCCAGGCUUCCCGCAGCUCUGCGCAACCCUUGGGAGCCCAGCGUGGCUUCGCGCCAGGCUCCCAAGGGUUGCGCAGAGCUGCCUGCGCUCCCAGGCUUCCUGCAGCUCUGUGCAACCCUUGGGAGCCCAGCGCGAAGACGCACCGGGCUCCCAAAGGUUGCGCAGAGCUGCCUGCACUCCGAAGCUUGGGGCGCGCUGAAGAGCGCACCCGGGCUUCGCGCAGCUCUCCGCAAGCCUGGGGAGACCGGCACGGCUCCCUAGGCUUGCGGAUAGCAGGCUGUUCCGGGGUCGGGGGAAGCUCGGGCUUCCCCCGCGCCAGCCCCGUGCCUGGGGGGGAAAUAAUUUUUUUCCCUUUGUUUCCCCUCCCCCCCCCAAAAAACUAGGUGCGUCCUAUGGGGCGGUGCGUCCUAUGGGGCGAAAAAUACGGCACUUAACAUUGUAUACAAAGUGGAAAUAUGUUGAACAGAAACUUGUUUUACAGUACUAGUUGCAAGAAAUAAGAAACAGAGGUUUCAAACCCCAUAAGUAGCUUCAUGCAUUCUGAGCUGUUCUUCUGUCUGCAAGUUGUGCAGUAAAAUAAAAGCUUAUUCUCCAGAAAACAGCCCACUUGUCAAAUGCUAGGCACUAGCAGCCAUGUACACACAAACCAGAAAUGCUCAAUGAUCUCCAUUUAGUAAUGCAGGCAGUUAUUACCUGUGAGGACCUGCCCCCUCCCCCAAACAUACCUGCUUGUAUGUUCAAUAGCCUUGCUGCUUCCUUGUACACAUUAUAGUUCCUACUGUUUAAUCACUCUGCGCACAUACAGUUCAGUCACAAACUUCAGUGUCCUUGUUCAAGAUUCAGAGUCUAAAGCAGGAUGAAUAAAUUAAGGCAGAAUUGCUGAGCAAAGGCUUUUUUCCAAGAUGGAAAGUAGGUGGUUGGUACCCUUCUGUUGGCUGCAUCAAUGUUUUUUCUUUAUCACUGCAGACAGAAUGGGAGGCUCUAGAACUGACUGACCAUCAGUGGGCCCUAGAGGAUGUUGAAGAGGAACUCAUGGCUAAAGACCUCCGCUUUGAAGGCAUGUUUAAGGAAGAGCUGCAGACGUCCAUGUUCUGAGUUGCUUCAUAUGGUUGGCAUUAAGUCAGUUUAUGUUUAUUUAUCUAUAAUGUACUCUUACUGGUGGCCAGAAUAAAGAUGGUCAGAACUUAUGUGAGUUAUAUACCUGCAGGACAGAGUCUUGCUUCUGAGGUCUCCUCUGUUGCCUUUUGAGUCACAUGGAGCUCUGAUUUGGCAGCUGCUAAUAGUCAUGUCAGAAGGCAAACUACCAAACUUGUAGUGAUUGACCAAACUUACUGGAAGAAACAUUUAAAAUUCAGGAGAACUUGAAAUUGAGUGUGGGUCCCUGCAAAUUUUAAAUGUACCUGCUACUCUAGAGACAUACUAAGCCUAAGUCAGAAUCCGUUAAUGAUUAAAAUAUUGGUAUAAGAUUUAACCCUUGAAGCAUCUCUCAUUGCCAGGGCUCAGCCUUGCUGCAUAUGCAGCAUAACUGCCAAUACUCAAAGACAUGAAUUUAGAUGAGAGAAGCAUCCAAAGAUGAUUCUCCUUACUGUUGCCAUUCAGUGGUCCACAGACUGAGGUACUCCUCUGUCUACUGGGAGGCUGGUUCUUUUGAGGAGAAAGGCUUGAUUAGGGACUGGACUAGAAGCGACCUGUUGUCUCUAGAGCCAAUCUUUCUCCUGCCCCCUAAGUACAUGGUCAGAGGUUUAGGGUCUGCUUGAGCAGUAACUAAACACUGAUUUUGGUAUUGAAAAAGGACCAUUGGUACACUUUGACUUUAGCUGGCACCAGCACUGAAUCUAUUUGUGAGUAGACUUCUUUCAUUUUAAGCAUUUGAUUUAAAUGUUUUUAAGACACGAUCUAGAACCAAGGAAAAUCCCUUUUUUAUUAAGAUACUGGUUUGUCUUUGGAAGACAAGCUUUGAGCUUUUGCUCUUAUCGUCCAUUAGGGAACAAGCAUUUGAAGUCUCCCAAUAUGUUUGACCUAAGGUACUUGCUGAAUUAUAGUUCAGUGCUUCUUGGGGGCUCGUUUGUAUAAUCAGAAGACAAUGCACAUUCCUCAGAUUCAUAAUGACAGAACUAGGUUGAUUGGAUAAAAUGUUCUUUAAUGACUGUGGGUCAGUUGGCAUAGUGUGACAGUAGAGAAAAGGCUACUGAUGCCAUAGUCUGAAGUUGGUCAGAAUGUAAGCAUUUGAUUAUCCUUUUGGAAUAACACGUGGCCUUGGCUUAUGUUUUUAUGCCUAAGAAAAAUGAAGGGAGCUGUUCACUGUAUUUGUGUCUUUAAGAAACAAGAUAAUGUGUCAAUGAAACGGAAUUCUGGUUCAGCUCUGGUCGCAUACAGUAGCUAGUACUGUAAGGGAAAGUAUUACAUCCCUCCUGGAGCAGCUGUAUCUACCCAUGUCAGUGAAGCUCUGAAAUAUAUCCUGUUGCCCAUUUCUGCCUAUGUACAGCUCUCCCUUGCUGCAGCAGUAUAUUUAUGUUUAGAGUAAGUUAUAAAGUGUUCAUUAGUGAAAUUCAGAAGCUUUCAUUUUGUUCUCUACUUCUAAAGACACAUCUCUCCAUCCAGUUGUAGCCUUAUGUGAAAACUGCUUUUAAUAUGAUAAAAUCCAUCCUAAGCAGUGACCUAAUUUGACUCCAGCAUCAAGACUGCUUUACUAAUAAGCACUGCCCCCCCUGCAACUGAAAUGGUUAAAGCUACCUAUACACAAUAACUUGAAAAGCAAAAGAAGAUUUAUCACAGGUGUAUGUUUGGGGUACUGGGAGAUGGGUACAGCUGCUUGUUAUCUCCAUGUUUAUAGCAAAUAAACUCUUAGACUGCUCUUCAACCUUGAUGGUGUACAUAUUACCUGCCCCCCUUUGUGGCAGAUUGUAAAUCUGCUCUUGAGGGGAAUGUAAAGGGGUUUCUGUACUAUAGCAGAUGCUGAAUGUUUUAAGGUGCAUGGAGUAACUUUAAAUGUUCACUUUGUAGUUACUUACUUCUAAAAUCGCUUUCACAAUAUCUCAUCCUGUCCUUGCAAGCAUUUUCUCUUGAAUAGCUUUACAAAAUAAGGCAGCUAAAAGCUUGAAGAACUUUAAGGCAGUUUUGCCAUAAUAUAGAUAGUUGGAUUUGUACCAUCCCAUUGCUUGACAAAUGUAGUGGGAAACCAUGACUAUACAAUCAGUUACCCCUUGUCACGCACAUUGCGGAUAAGUUGUUCCUCAGAAGACAGGAAUACAAUAUCUUAAGGGUAGUAUCUUCUGAUCCAGGCCUAGAUAAUGUUCAGUGUUCAUUAGCCUAUGGGGAAAACACUAUAACGCCACACUAUUGUAAAUCACUUUAAUAGUGCAUCUUGCAACAGAAAAGAUUAUUUGCCUAAGUUUCCAUGGUUCAGAAGCAUUAAUUAUCAAAUCUUAAAUAGCUCACACCUCACACCAGCCUUUCUACUGCAGCUGCUGCAAGGUGGAGCUGUUUGGUUUGUAAUCCUCUUCCAUAUCCAGCAGUGUUUCAAUAAUUGCUUCAUCUUCUAAAGUAUGCUCCAGGACCUUCCUGAAACCGAUCUGUGCACUCGGAUCCAAGGCUGAGGCCUCAUCUAGAGGAAACAGUUCACUUGAGAGCCUAGACAUCUGCUGAAGUUCAUUCUCAAAGUCAGUUUUCCUGUGCAUCCUCUCUGAUGGCCAAAUAGCUGGAUUAUCUUCAGUGUAAAAACAAGAAUGCAACUUAUCAGUCCUGCCCCUAAAUAUCUGCACAAAUUGAUGAAUAGCUGAUACAUAGAGGGAUUUUCAGCAUAAACACUCCUGCUAAGCUUCCAUUGGCUAACAUGUAAGAUAAGUGCAAGUACUAGGCUUUUUUUCCCCCUAAAGAGGAACCCACUGCUUUUAGCAUUCUAAUAACAAUUACUCAAAUAUCUUCCUCCCAGCUUUGGGAUAAAGUAUCUUCAUGUUUGUCAAUAGGUGAUGGCUUGAAAGCAAGUGUGUAGCAAUGGAUGUGAAGGAUUCUAAGUUAUGAACGCUAAUUGGGCCACAGUGGUCUAAAGGAGGGAUGAUUCACCUAUGAGCUGCAUUCUGCCUGCCAAGACUUUUCUAUGCCCUUCUCUCCUCUCUCCUCACCCCCAGGAAUUUGGCAGGGAUGGUGGUUAAUUCUUUUACCAAUUCUAUUCUUCCUGCAUGUAGAACACUUCUCAGAAGGCUUGUGCAAGUUCAGAAUGCAAAUGGUCUCCCACUCCCCUGAUAAAUUACCUGGUGAGUGGGAAAGAAGCUGCAUUCCCAUUGUGAUGGAAGGAUCAGAGUAUAGAGCCUCCAUCUCCCUAUUCACCAGAUCAAUCAUUGGGUCCAAAAGGUUAGCCAUCCUGGUCUAAAGUAUUCCUCCCUAGCCAUAUGUAACUGUUUCCAAGUCAGAAAGUCUUAUUUCAAGGAUAUGCAUGCUUAACCUUUUCUGCUGUUCAAGCCCUUGGCUUUCUGCUGAAAUUAUUUGCCAUGGUACACCCUGUAAUAAUGCAUUCACUCUAGCAGCUAUUGGUUAAAAACUUGAUUAAAAUAGUACUGACUGCUUGUUCAUGUAACGGAAAAAUAACUAAAGAUACCUCACCAGGUUACACAGUCUAUUACAGACUCUGCAGGUAUGCAACUCAAUUGCUCUUUACAGUGCCAGUUUUAAAAAGCCAUGUCUGGUAAGCAGGGCAGACAACACUUACCACUCAUAUUGGCAAGAUCUUUCAGGCUCUGUGGAGGAACAUCAGUGGCACUUAUACUUGCUUCUGACUUCACAGGCCUUUCAUCAGGUUUGCUAAACACCACAGAAACACGUUAUGGAGACUGGUCUUAAAUUGUUCAGUUAAACAUUCUCUAAAGCGUAUGAUCUCUACCAAAAUGUUACACUAGUAUAUCUUAGCUUUCUGAAUCGUGUUUUAGAACUUUCCUGUAUGUUGAGAAAUAAAUGUGCUUGCACCAGCAAUUACAAAACAGUUAGUAGAGGUGGUCUAAAACUGAACCAUGAGGAGCACCCUAACACUGUGCCUUACCAUUCCACAGAGAAAGGCAGUGGGAUUUGAGCAUCUCUGAAAGGUGGCAAAUUGUUAAUUAAUAAAUAUAUUUCUCAUGUGACAACAUAUUUUGAGCCAGCUCUUUGGACCAGUCUGAAGCCAUAUCAACAGCCAUCCGAAUUGAAGCUCAGUGCUAUUCAUCCUAAGACAAAAAUUAAGCCUGUGACAAGCAGAGCAUACCUUAGAUGUCCUUUCCUCCAUCUCUCACUGUCUUCUGGGCUGAUAAAAAACUGCCGGUCAGCCAUGAAGAUGGGAGGAUGUAGCCAUGUGUUUUCCUUGCUUGUCAAGGGUUCCCGUUUUGUACAUGGAAUGUUGGAAGCAGUAGUCACUGGAAUUAAGUUUGGCCUGAAGAGGGGAUUCUCCUUUUCAGGAGUGGAAGAGACUGGUAAAGAUGACUGGGGGCAAUACACAGUUGAAAGAGUAAGUUCUCCCUUCUCACUAAAGAGAUCUGCAUUUAGGGGUGAAGAGGGCUGUGCUGUCUGCAAGUCAAAGUUCUGAUCAGUGGUGGAAUCUGGGGAGGGGGGGAAAGGAACCAAGAGGUCUUCCACUGCUCUGUCAAUAGCUGCAGUUAGCUCCUUACGGCAUCUGUUCAGCUUUUCUGACAUCUCACCUGAAAGGAAGAAGUAUCACGUUGUCCAGGAGUUUGGUUAUAUAAGCAAAUAUAAGGUUGGGAGGGUGCGCACAGAUUGAAAUCAAUACUAAGUUGCCAAUCCAUUCAGUUAUAGUGCAGUCAGCUAAUCCUAGCAUUUCCUUUUCUCAAUAUACUAUGUCCUUGACACAGAUGGAUUACUGAAUGUUAAUGCAACAUUAAAAACAAAAAGGAUUAAAAAAUCAGAUGCGAUUUUUCAAAUACUUCACACAUGGGCCAUGAUUUUUACAUGAGUGCUGAAGUACACUUUAGAUUGUUUUAUUCAGGGCUACUUAUAAUCCAUUGUAGUUUGACAUUUGCAUAGCAUACAAUACUUCCUGCUAGACUUUCUUCAGGAAGACAUGUCUUCAAAACCUUAUUCAGCUGUUAAACUUGUCAGGUGAAUUUGAGACCAGCCUAAUCUACGUUACAAGGCUGUUAGGAUAAGGAGGACCCUUAUACCCCAGCUCGAUCACCAAUACCUGUGGGAGAAUCAAUGGCUGUCCCCCAAGUUGGUGAGGCACAUUUGACAUCAGCACAAAACUGAUCCUUCAGUGUUACUGACCUCCUGUGGAAUGAACGUCCAAUAGAGAUUUAGCAGGCACCUGCAAUAUUAACCUUCAAACGCUUGCUCGAAAACUUAUUCAAAACUCAUCAGGCUUGUGUCAAUUAAGGUGUGUGUGUCAGUUUUACUAGACACUUGCUCUAGUAAAACCCAGCCAUAGAAAUCCCGUUAUAUUCUCCCAAUAUAUCCAGAAAGCCACUACAGCUUACCUGGUUCUUUACUUGCAGUCAACAACCUUUCACUUCAUCUAUUAACAAGGUAUAAGAAUGGACCAUUUUUUCUACUCUUGUGACUACUUGAGUGGUUAAUAAGUGCUAACGAGUAAUUUAACAUGCUUUCAUAGUUUGAACAGAUGCCCCUUGUAAAUUGAACGUGGAGCAAUCCAUCCUACACACAAAUCAACUCUGAAUUGUUCACCUGUUGUGAUGGUUUACCAAGUCGUCCCAAUAUCAAGACAAGUGCAGGAUAGAAGAUCGAUUGCUUAAGCACUUUUGAGUAACAUGGGGAUGAUCAACAACUGGAUCUGGAUACUUCUAGUAAACAGUCUGUUGCCUCCCCCCUCUACUGAAGGUUUUCAACUGUCACGGAACCUUUCCCCUCUGCUAGAACUUUCUCUCAAGAUUGUACUUGGUGCCUUUUGCCCAACAGCAUUAGACAGACCAUUUCAAAAUCAACUUUGAGUAAAAUCAUCUCUCUGCCACAUAACCUUCUUGGUGCCAACUGAUGUUUCCCACCUAGCAUUUUUUACCUAGUGCUUGUCACAUAACCCAGGGCUGUGGUCCUCUAGACGGUACUGGGCUCCAUCUCACAUUAGCCCCAGCUAGCCAAAGAUCAGCAAUUAUGGGAACUGUAAUCCAGCAACCUCUGGAUGACCACAGGCUCCUCACCCCAAAGCAGGCAGGCAAUGAUAAGAAUAAUGAAUUUUAUUAUUUAUACCCAUCUUACUGGGUUUCCCCAGCUACUCUGGCCAUCUGACAGCAUAUAUAUAACAUAGUAAAAUAUCAAAACAUUAAAAACUUCCCUAUGUCUAAAAGUUAUGUAGUUCUUUAUCUCUUUGGCAUCUUUCUGUCACCUCUGCCUUUUCCUUGGCACUGCUCCAUAGCUGAUCCAAUGUAGGACUUAAUACUAUACUAGGAUUCACUCAAGAACCCCCACAUUUUAACAUGGAUUGGCAAAGAAGGAAAUCAGCUAUUCAACUUUCUUCCAACUGUCCUUUUGUGCUUUAACAGUAAUUUUAAUUCUUUCCAUACUCUGAUCACAUAGCUGGAGAAGUUAACAAAGAAAACUAGUUCCAUUUUAGAAAUCAAAAUGACAAAAAUAAUGUUUUUACAUGAGAUGCACCUCUAAUCCAUUUUAUAAUCUUGCCUACAUAGUCAAAAAUAUUUUAGGCGUAGCCAGCACAAUGGUAUCAGGUGUAAAUUAUAGUUUGUAUUACUGUAAAUAUAUUCUGGUCUUGUCUUUUUCCAUUACAUUGGUACCUCUGGUUAAGAACUUAAUUCGUUCCACAGGUUCGUUCUUAACCUGAAACUGUUCUUAACCUGAAGCACCACUUUAGCUAAUGGGGCCUCCCGCUGCCGUCGCAUGAUUUCUGUUUUCAUCCUGAAGCAAAGUUCUUAACCCAAGGUACUAUUUCUGGGUUAGCGGAGUCUGUAACCUGAAGCACCUGCAACCUGAGGUAUCACUGUACUUACCCCACCUUUUAUGCUUUAUAAUAAUAAAAGCUUCUUAAGUUAGUGUCAUCAAAUACAUUGCUUACACUACAGUCAUUCAGAUCUACUUUUUACAAUGGGAAUCAGAGAUAAAGCUAUUUCCUCCCAAGCCAAAUAGGAAAUUAAUGUCUCAGCAAAUGGAAAUCCUUGCUCUGAUGGGAUGUGCUAGUUGAAUACCUUACAGAUAAAAGCUGGCCCAGAGUUUUCAGAAGCAAUUUCAAAAUAAAGCUAAUUUUGAUCAAAUUUAUUUGUACUAGGUACUACUGUGCUCUCGCAACCUUGUAUAUAGUGCUGGUUUGCAAUGACUUUAUUUCCUUGGGAGGGGGUGGGAGAGAGGAGAGAGAGAUAUAUUUACAGACAGAGAUGAUAUUUUUUGGAAUUGUGCAUUUAUCUACAUGCAUAUCCCGGGCACAUUUAUCUACAUGUACCAUGAUUUUUAAAACACAAGUCACUUGGAAUCCUUUGGGUAACAAAU
Messenger RNA from Podarcis lilfordi (Lilford's wall lizard), 21780 nucleotides. The record is from the annotation of a GenBank genome assembly. Lineage: Eukaryota; Metazoa; Chordata; Lepidosauria; Squamata; Lacertidae.